Aspergillus chevalieri is the source of this 423-nucleotide messenger RNA. RefSeq lists its product as uncharacterized. Bases 1 to 423 code for a protein of 140 amino acids. Lineage: Eukaryota; Fungi; Ascomycota; Eurotiomycetes; Eurotiales; Aspergillaceae. The transcript has a single exon. The record is from RefSeq and is a predicted model, not a curated record.
AUGGUCAACCCAAAUUCCUGUACACACGACGCCGGCUACACAAUCAACACCAAUUCCCUACCAUGGCUUCCUCUCGCCCCCAAAGUCACCAUCAAAAUAAUCAAACUCGUCCCCUCAACCGGCGAGUACAGCAUAAUGGUUCACGCCGAGCCCGGCGGAAUUCUCCCCCGCCAUCGCCAUCUUGAAAACGCCGAAAUCUACAUCCUCAAGGGUAGCGGUGCACAUCCACAGACCGGGGAGUUCGUGCAAGGGGAUUAUGUGUCUGAGGCGAAGGGGGCGACGCAUGAUGCUGUAGUGUUCGGGGAUGAGGUGGAGUUAUUGAUGGUUAGUAGAGGGGCUUCGGUCUUUUUAGGAGAGGACGGAGAGGAGUUGUACACUAUGGAUGUGAACUGGUUACGGAAUUUCAGGGAGGGUUUUAGGUGA